AAUCCAAGUGCCUGUACUCAGCUGUAGCCUGUAGGCUGUGGGCGGUAUCACCCGAAAUGUUUACGAUUUUUACGGCGAUUCACAGUGUCAGAUUAUAACAAAAGAAUUAUAAAUAUAAAUACGAUAGAAUAUGCUGGAAUAGUAUCAGCUUCUAACAAUUGUCUUAGCACAAUUUAUUGGUCUACAAUGAUGAUAAACAUCACAAUUUAUUAAUAUUUAUACCACAUGGCUCCAAGUCAGUUAUGUAUUGUUAUGGCAGCGGCCACCAGAACUAGUAUUAGUGUUCUAUUGUCUCUGCUGUUACCAACACGCGUGCCACGUAGUGGUCGAAUAUAGAACUACGAGUAGAAAUGACAAUCUUGGUUGUUGACAGCCUUGCCUUACAAAGACCUGUCUAGUUAUAUAAAGCAGUCACUAGAGUCAAUCAAGGAGCUCAAUGAGUUGUAUGUAUUUAUGUACAGCCUGUACCUAUACUCUAACCUUUGUCUAGAGUGUGCUCCUAGACGUGUGCGGUGUGGUAGGUGAUGGUACUAGUGAUAGAGUGAGACCACUCAGCCAGGGAGCGGAGCGGGUGAGGGUGUCGGAGGUGGUGUCCCCCUCCCACGGGUUACUCAUGUAAUCGAUUCAUCCAACGACUCGUCUACACACUACUGUGCGACACAUGAUACGUGAACCGUCUAACACUCUACUCUAGAGUCUAGAGUCGCCUGCUAGACGUGUGAUGAUACUAUAUAGAUACGGUAAUGACGAACUCUGGAGAUCGCUUUCAGGUUGGGAUCGAUAAAGUUAUACAAGAGAGAGGUGGUAAGCACUACAAAAACAGGUCCACACAAGUUAGCAUGAGUUGCUGCAGAUGUAAGUGGAAUGGUCUCGAUAUCGUCGCCAACUCGACCGUACAUAGUGAAUUUACGAACACGUUCCAACGUGAAAACAGGAAGAAUUUGUCGAGUUCGACUGAUGGCAGGAGUAUGCAAGUGUCAGGUUGCAAAUCGAUGUCAUGCGAACCAGUCUAUAACCGCAAAAAAAGGAAUGCACUGCAGGAGGACAACCCAGUUCCAGGGUUGGAAAAUUGCAUUGUCGACACACCGCCGAACCUCGCCAGGCAAGAGUGUGAUGAUAGCGAAAUUCCGGAAAAAGCACUAUCGAGCGGUGAGGGAUGCGCUGGCUAUCUGAAGACAAACACCACAGAUCCUGGAUUCCAACGAAAGAGAGGGAGGCGACAUAAAAGGUCCAGAGUGAAAAAACAGAACCAAGAUCUUCCAGAUAAACAGGAGACAGAUCCUGUUGAUUCUGCAAGCGCAGCACCAACACAAGUGGAGGAGGACGACGACGACGUCGAUGAUGACGGCGGCUUCGCGAAGGUGCAACGCUACAUCGCAAGCGUCCUGCGGAGUCGCGGCAGCCUGACCAGUGUCCAGCUACACGGCCACGCCAACCACCGCUUCGGCCGCACCAUAUGCGAGAAGCACUGUCGCAACCCCGCGGAGAUGCUGAAGUUAGCCGAGGCGAUGCGGGGCGUGAGGAUACACGAUGGCAACAUCAGUCUGGCGCCGAGAGGCAAAAAACCUCAAGGUAGGGGGGACACACCUAAAAAUACCCCUACUGGGGAGUCUACGGCUACAUCUCUCUGCCCGGAGAAAUGCGACGACAGCGGCUGUGUGCUGGAGGGCGCCACAAGAACCACCGACUCGCCGAGGACAGUGACGUCGAAGUCUUUGAACAAAGCUCCAGACUGGUGUCAGGUUGCAAGCGUGGCUUCUGGUGAGGAGAUAGCAGAUGGCACGACUGCACAGAAACCUGUUAUAGUAACACGGCUGGGCGCUGCGCGGGCGGCUGUCGCUGAACUUGAAAAGGAAAAGGUUCUGGCUGUGGAUGCAGAAGGAUUGAAUCUCAGGGUAGAGUGCAUGAUGACGCUCCUGCAGAUCGGUACCUUAGAUGGCAGGGUGUUCCUGUUUGACAUCCAGGCAAACAAGGACCUCGUGAUGAAGAGCAGUCUAAGUUCGAUCUUGAGCUCGCAGGACACAGUCAAGAUAUUCCACGACUGUAGGUGCGAUAGUGCUGCCCUCUAUUACCAAUUUGGCAUCGAACUCAAGAAUGUCUUUGACACGCAGGUGGCGUACGCGCUCGUGCAGGAGCAGUGCGGCGGGGAGCCCGCCAACGAGCAGCCUCGUAUAUCGCUCGGCAACCUGUGCGUGGAGUACGGCGCUGCUCACAACGGAUCCAAGGACGUCGUCAAGCUGCUGAUGAAACGCAACAAGAGGUACUGGUGCCAUCGACCACUGACCCGCCAGAUGAUCGAGUAUGCGUCGGCAGACGUGCUUGUGUUGCCAAAGUUGUACGAGGAGCUCAAACUGGAGAUGGACGAAUCGCUGCUGCCGCGCUUCCAGAAAACCUGUGUGCAGAACGUUUACGCGUCGAUCCAACCGGGCGGCUGCACGACGGAGCCGCGCGGCAGGAGCGUCGCAGGCGAGGAGCAGGUCAGCGCGCUGAAGCACAAGCUGGCCUUUGUAGAGAAGCCAUUUCUCACUAGGCGCGAGAUGAGACUCAUCCUAGAGGGCGCCAUAGACGUUGCCGACGACGACCUCAAGGACAGCGUGCGGGAGUUAGUGGACGGCGUCAGGUCGGGUGCGACGACCUUCAAAAGAAAACGUCACCGAGGACGAAAGGAAGACUUCUGGAACUGUGAGCGGAGGCCGAUGCCGGCACUGAAGCGAAUUCUCACGGGUCAACUCGAUGGACAAAUCCAGCAUCUGGCGGCUGUAAAAGGGGAGAGAUCCCCUGGAGACAUGCAACACAGCCAACCUGACAUCCAACUCCAUGUUCACGACAAUGGCGAAGACUGGGACAUGGAGUGUCGCUUAAAUGAAUCCAUCAUUGAAGAUGACACCAACUGGCUAGCCAACAACGAUAUCCAAUCGCAAGCUUAGUUUUUCGGAUGCAAACAAUCGUGUUCCCAGUCAGGUGGAUAGAGCUCCCUUCAACCAUCUUCCCAGGCAGAUAGAAGCAGGACAUCACAGUUGCAGACAUGGUCAAUGUUUUGAAGACCAUUGCUGAACAGUUUGUAAUUGGGCAUGUUAAUCGGAAUAUUAUUGUGAUGUUGCAAUAAUCGGAGUAUCGUUAUAAUGUUGAGAUAAUCGGAGUAUUGUUAUAAUGUUGAAAUAAUCGGAAUAUUGUGAUGGUGUAUAAAUAACCAGCUGGCCUAUGGCUGUUAUGAUGUACAGUUAUCUGAAGUGAUCCAGGAAAAGAUGGAUUUGCCUUAUUUUUAGCUCAUCUGACGUAGUCAGGUGCAGCUUGUAGAAUCGCACGAUUGUCCGUCCGUCCGUCAACAGUUG
Molecule: messenger RNA, 3332 nt
Organism: Priapulus caudatus
Lineage: Eukaryota; Metazoa; Priapulida; Priapulimorpha; Priapulimorphida; Priapulidae
Exons: 15
Coding region: 744-2927 (727 amino acids)
Biological process (GO): nucleobase-containing compound metabolic process
Molecular function (GO): 3'-5' exonuclease activity; nucleic acid binding
Source: RefSeq, a predicted model, not a curated record